UCGGGUGCUGGCGCGUGGGGGCCGGGCCGGCGCGGUGCCUUCCGCCCUUCUGCAGCCAUCUGCAUAUUUUUCUUUUCUCUCUUCCUUUUUCGCGAUUUUGAACAUUUUGCAGGACGAGGGGUUCGAGGCAGGUGAGAGCAUCCUGCCAGUCGCCGAGGAGCCCCCGGGCACUUGGCGCGCUCUCGGGGGACCGUCAGCGCCGGGAACCCGAAAGUUUUUUGUUUUUAUUUUCUGAUGCAGAUGUAUUUAUAAUAUAGACAGAAGUAUUUUUUUUUUCUUGUCUCCACCGCCUUGAAAGCGAGUACUUUUGGCAAAGGACGGAGGGGAAAAAAAAAAAAAAAGCUCAGCAACAUUUUGGGGUGGGGGGGCGGUUGGGUUUUCUUGUUCUUUUUUUUUUUUUUUAAAGAAAAAAAUCUUGAGUGCAUCGCGAUGGAGAAAAUGUCCCGACCGCUCCCCCUGAACCCCACCUUUAUUCCGCCUCCCUACGGCGUGCUCAGGUCCUUGUUGGAGAACCCGCUGAAGCUCCCCCUUCAUCACGAAGACGCAUUUAGUAAAGAUAAAGACAAGGAAAAGAAGCUGGAUGAUGACGGUAAUAGCCCGACGGUCCCCCAGUCGGCGUUCCUGGGACCCACCUUAUGGGACAAAACCCUUCCCUAUGACGGAGAUACUUUCCAGUUGGAAUACAUGGACCUGGAGGAGUUUUUGUCAGAAAAUGGCAUUCCCCCCAGCCCAUCCCAGCAUGACCACAGUCCUCACCCUCCUGGGCUGCAGCCAGCUUCCUCCUCGGCCCCCUCAGUCAUGGACCUCAGCAGUCGGGCCUCUGCACCCAUUCACCCUGGCAUCCCGUCCCCGAACUGUAUGCAGAGCCCCAUCAGACCAGGUCAGCUGUUGCCAGCAAACCGCAAUACACCGAGUCCCAUCGAUCCUGACACCAUCCAGGUCCCGGUGGGUUACGAGCCAGACCCAGCAGAUCUGGCCCUCUCCAGCAUCCCUGGCCAGGAAAUGUUUGACCCUCGCAAACGCAAGUUCUCUGAGGAAGAACUGAAGCCACAGCCCAUGAUUAAGAAAGCGCGCAAAGUCUUCAUCCCCGAUGAUCUGAAGGACGACAAGUACUGGGCCCGGCGCAGGAAGAACAACAUGGCAGCCAAGCGCUCCCGCGACGCCCGGCGGCUGAAGGAGAACCAGAUCGCAAUCCGGGCGUCCUUCCUGGAGAAGGAGAACUCGGCCCUGCGCCAGGAGGUGGCUGACUUGCGGAAGGAGCUGGGCAAAUGCAAGAACAUCCUUGCCAAGUACGAGGCCAGGCACGGGCCCCUGUAGGGCGGCGGGUCCUGUGGGCCGGCUCUCAACGGAGGGACCGAGUGUUUCCCGCCCGACAGCACGUGGCCCGGACCAACCUCUCUGCCAUCAGCACUUUACCGGAGGCCUCGACCCGGACCGCGCUCUGGGCGCACCUGCCCCGUGCGGCCCGGGCGCACCUGCCCUUGCACCUGCCGCCUCAGGCAGCCCUCUCGUCGUCUCUCAGUUCCGAAAAGGAAAGGUGCCGUGUUUCUACCGGACUGCGGAGGCCCGCACCCCCAGCCCGCGGGGGCCCCGCCGCCCCCUCCCGUCCCCUCCUGCCCCCAGGACGCCUCUGCAGGGCAUCACCCCGCGGGGCCCCGGUGGGCUCUCACCUGUCCAGACUACGAGCUCUCGUUUCUGUUUAAUCCGUAAGUGACCAUGCUGAUAAGGUGCACAGAAAUCACUUAGCACUACACUGCAGCUCUCGCUCUCUCUCUCUCCUCUCUCUCUCUCUCUCUCUCUCUCUCUCUCUCUCUCUCUCUCGGUUAUAGGUUGCUUUCCUCCUAUUUUCCGUUUUGGUGAUAACUGUCUUCAAAUUUAAAGUGCUGUUUAGAUUUAUUAGAUUCCCAUAUUUACUUACUGCUAUCUACUAAGUUUCCUUUUAAUUCUACCAACCCCAGAUAAGUAAGAGUACUCUUCUAGAACACAGAGUGUGUUUUUGCACCGUCUGUACCUAAAGCAAUAAUCCUAUCGUACGCUAGAGCAUGCUGCCUGAGUAUUACUAGUGGACAUAGGAUAUGUUCCCUACCUAAGAAUUUCACUGUCUUUUAAAACACAAAAAUUGCAGUAAUGCAUUUGAGCAUGCCCAGAACAUCCCCAGGACAGGGAAGCAGAGGGAAAUGCCAGGUGUCAGAACGAGGGGUUAAUUUAUCAGUGUAGGAGCCAAAAUAAAUUGCAUCUUGGAACAGCUUUUGACAUUGAUAUGUCUGGUUUUGUUUUCUCCCGUCCCUCACCCUCCCACUUUUCUAGAUACCUUUUUCCAUACCCUCUUGAUAUUCAAAACAAUUACUUAAGAUUCAGUUUUCCCCAUUUUUUUGGUAAUAUAUAUAUUUUUUGUGAAUUACACCUUGCUGUUUUUAAAAAUCAGUUAAUUAAGUUAAUGAGUUGAUGUUUUGUAAGACCCUUUUCCCUAGUGGUGUCUUUUUUGAAUGCUUCAUAAAUUAAUGGUUCUGGAGCUUAUGUUUCUAAUUUUCUGUUUGCUUUUUGAACGUAUGUGCUCUUAUAAAGUGGACUUCUGAAAAAUGAAUGUAAAAGACACUGGUGUAUCUCAGAAGAGGAUGGUGUUGUCACAAACUGUGGUUAAUCCAAUCAAUUUAAAUGUUUACUAUAGACCAAAAGGAGAGAUUAUUAAAUUGUUUAAUGUUUAUACAGAGUAAUUAUAGGAAGUUCUUUUUUGUACAGUAUUUUUCAGAUAUAAAUACUGACAAUGUAUUUUGGAAGACAUAUAUUAUAUAUAGCAAAGAGAAAAGGAAAACUAUUCCAUGUUUUAAAAUUCUAUAGCAAAGAUAUAUAUUCAUCAAUGUUGUACAGAGAAGAAGCACUUGGGGGUUUUUGAAGUCUUCAAUAUUUUAAGCCUAUCACUGAUACAUCAGCAUGUUUUUUGCUUUAAAUUAAAAUUUUAUGACAGUAUCGAAGCUUGGUGUGACGAAUCCUGCUCUAAAAUAUAUAAGGAGCUUUCUUGUUUCCUAUUAGGUCUCGGAGAGAAGUCAGUUAACGUCACCCAAAAGCACAAAGUGGAUGUUAGUCAAAUAUUUAUUGGAUGAUACAGUGUUUUUUUAGGAAAAGCAUCUGCCACGAAAAUGUUCACUUCAAAGUUAUGAGUUCCUGGAAUGAAAUAAUCACUGCAAGCACCCCCAGACAAUUCUGUUCUCCUCUGUGGGCACGUGCGUCUAAUGCAAUAUAAGGUUGAUAUUGGUGUUAUGUGUAUGGCUUAUAAUUUGAUAGAUGUUUUGACUUUAAAGAUGAUUGUUCUUUUGUUUCACAACGUUGUGUAAUGUCAAGAGAUUCUGCUGUUAUUGCAAAGAAACAUUUUGUGCUAGAUUAAAACACCCUUUCAUCAGUGGGAUUUUCUACUCUCCUGCCUCCAGAGUAUCUAAUUAUUUAAUGACCUGGUGGUUUCCUGGUCAGUCCACCGGCAAAGCUUCUGUUAUAGGGUCAUAGUCUUGGUAAUCCUGACCAGUAGGAUAUUCCUACUUAGAAAUCCCUUUUGUUCCGAGCUACAGAUUAUGGUGGGAAAUGGGAGAGCAUUGGAAUCAAAAUGCAUGGUUCAGGUAUACGACCAGUAAAAUAAAUAAAACCUUUGGCCAAGUUCCGAAGCAGAACUGAAUAAGUGAUAUUAAGUAAGAGACACGGGUGGACAUGCAAAGUUGGCUUUUUUAUAGGUAAAGAGACCAAUGGCAGCAGAAUUAUUAAGUGGCAGUAGUUACUAAAACAAAGACAAGCAGCAUCUUUAAGUGGAGAAGUGAGGCACCAUGGACCAUCCAAGUUCACUACAGGAUGAAAUGGUAGCUGAAAAACCGAAUUUGAGCCCUGGUCUUUCUUGGAAUUAGGCUGUUUGUGUCAAAUGAGGAUCGCAAAUGUUCUCUGCAGAAGAAAUAAAAAGAUUAUAAUGAAACGUAUUCUUCGGUGUGCCAGGAGAGGUUUCAGAAAACCUACCUCGUCUUAAAAUGUAAAAACUUUGGAGUCUGUAUGCGUGCCUUCUAUGUAGGUCAUUGUCACCACACACACAUGAACACUCAUUCCUGGACUCACUGCUUUCUGUCUAGGGCAAUUAACUAGUAAAUAAGGCAAUUCUGCUAAAUGGCGUGGGAAGUCAUGGCCCGAUCUGGAAUGACUUGGAUCAACCAGGGUCAAAUGAGUCCUGCAGACUGCAGCUAUUAAAAGUCCUGUUGUCAUUUUUCACCUUUUCAUCAUAAGCAUCUUUGGGAGAUUAAUUACUUGGCCAUUAAAAAUGAAUCCAAAUCAUAUCAUGCCAACAUCAUUUAGACACAAUUUGGAAUGAGCGGCCUAGGACUUCCUGACAAGGUCACGCUAUCGUUUCUGUGGACGAGACUUGCAGAGGAAGGCAACAGCUGAUCAGCCUGUCCUGCUGCCCGUGCCACUGGAGGCUGUAGGGAGGGGUGGGAGGGCUGUAAAUGAUCAUAUCCUCCUUUUGAGAAAGUGCCCACCUUCUGACCAUUCAAAACACCCAAUGGGCAAGACUGUGAUGGGCCUUUCAUCUUCCAAUGUGACAGGCCUGUGUGAAGCCAUCUCUCAAAGCAGAACAACUGGUUGAGGACAGCACGGAUGGGAUCUGGCAUUGGGUGGGUAGGAUUCUAUUACUAGAUAACCCACAGUUUCCUUCCGACUCACUGGCUUUGUGAGGGAACACACAAUAAUUCUAAAUGUGCAUAUGGAAGGUCCUCUGAUUUUGGAAGAGUCAAAAAGAAUUUUAGGUGGAGCCUCUCUCUUUCACCCACCCUGAGUAAAACAACAGGCAUUUUGUAACAUGCAGUUAUGCUUGGUUUUGGGUUUUGUUUUUUGUUUUUGUUUUUGUUUUUUGUAGUUUCUCUAGUUUCCCCCCAAUGUUCCUUUUAGGAAAACUCACACUUUAGCAGAAUUAACCAGAGCAAUCCCAAGGCAGGCUGGCUUGGCCUCUUUGCGGGUGUGGCAUGCAGAGGCUGGGAUUUAACCCAGGGCCAGCAAGCUGCAGGUGAUAGGAAACUAUGUGGUAGAUUUCUUCUGUUCUCAGGGCGCCAGCUUCCUGCUGAGGGUUCCUGGGCCUCACUGGAGAGGCCAUGGUCUCCUCUUAGCUUUCUCUAUAAUUAAUAAUGUCAUUCUAAAAAUGAGCAAAGCCUUAUCUUAGAUCUUGGUUGAAUUGGACUUGCCAACUGAAGUCAGUACAUUUUGCAGAGGGCCAGGUGUGGGUAGAGGAGUGCAUGCGUGUGUGUGUGUGUGUGUGUGUGUGUGUGUGUGUGUGUGAAUAUUUAAGUCUAAUCGUAACAUCUUUAAUUCUGGAGCACCUUACCAAACGUAACAAUAACCAUAACCAUUAUCCUUUUGGCAACACCACAAAGGUUGCAUCUGUUAAACAGGUACAAACUAAUGUGAGGUCAGUUUAAUUGUACACCAAGAUAUUGGUGGUGUUUAUGCUGUUAAGUCCAAACCUUUAUCUGUCUGUUAUUCUUAAUGCUUAAUAAACUUUGAAUUUUUUCCUUUC
Nyctereutes procyonoides (raccoon dog) is the source of this 5536-nucleotide messenger RNA. RefSeq names its product HLF transcription factor, PAR bZIP family member (gene HLF). Gene Ontology annotation, molecular function: DNA-binding transcription factor activity, RNA polymerase II-specific; RNA polymerase II cis-regulatory region sequence-specific DNA binding. Gene Ontology annotation, cellular component: nucleus. NCBI's taxonomy places the organism in Eukaryota, Metazoa, Chordata, Mammalia, Carnivora, Canidae. The transcript is spliced from 4 exons. Bases 430 to 1317 code for a protein of 295 amino acids. Gene Ontology annotation, biological process: regulation of transcription by RNA polymerase II. The record is from RefSeq and is a predicted model, not a curated record.